AUGCGACUUAUUUUAUUUAGUAAUUUUAUUUAGUCAAAAAGUGAAGGACGAGAGGCGGAAAAGGAGGGUAAAGUGCUCGCCUAAAAAUUAUCAUCAGAGAGAUGAUGAUCUGGGCCGACAAAGAUCAAGAAGCCCAAGCCCAGAAAAAUUAAUAAAAGUACAUAAUUUGGAAGGUUUAAACCCAUUUGACAUUUCCUGAAUCUGGAAAUCUCUCUUAAACCCACCACCGACGCCAGCUGAAGAAACCUAGAAAUGGCGAUGAGAGCGGCGGCGACGGCGGCGGCGAUUUCUGCCAAUUUGCGUAUGGGAAGGGGAUUAAGGGGCUUGUACUCUUCUUUCUCAAGUUUCCCCUUUGAUCUGCCCAAGGCUACAGUCGACAAGGCUCCUCCGGCUGAACCCUCCACCAAUCUCUUCGUCUCUGGACUUAGCAAACGUACAACAACAGAAGGUCUUCGUGAUGCCUUUGCCAAAUUUGGUGAAGUAGUCCAGGCUAAAGUGGUGACUGAUCGUGUAAAUGGUUACUCAAAGGGUUUUGGUUUCGUCAAGUAUGCAUCUCUAGAAGAUGCUGCAGCAGGGAUUAAAGGCAUGGAUGGCCAGGCAGUCGACAGAGUAGGAAAGAAAUAUCUGGUUCCAAAUUUCCACAAGUUGUAUCUUAGAAGGCAAGUUGUUAGAGAGAACAAGACCAGAAAUGUCCUCUUUGAAGAACUAAUCCAGAACAUGUUUUUGGAUGGUUGGGUUAUUUUCGCGGAAUAUGCAAGGCCUAGGGAACCUCUUCCACGUGUAAACAACUCUCCUCCUCAGGGUCAACAGUGGCGAUGAUGGCUGCAAAUGGAAUUUCUACUUGUUGGAACUUGGAAGUAUAUGCAAAGUUCAUUCUUCGAGCUAUCUAAUAUAAUAUUUUUUAUUAAAUGCUGCAUCUUGAUUUCGAGUCGGUCUAAUAUAUGAUAUCCAAUUGUCGUGCCAUUGUUAGCUUCUGUUUUGAGGAUUGUGUGGACAUGUGGCUCUUAUGCAGUUCACUAAAAUUGAAGUCUUUAUCAGCAGAGCAGGGCAUCUGUGUCACUGUGUGUGCCUUUAUGUCCGUUUCUGUUUUUGAAAAUUUUAAUUCCAAAUAUUAUGCCUGAAAUAUGAAUUGUUGUUUGGGGGUUAUACCGACAGUAUUUUCAUCUUUGAUGUCUGAAUUUUGUGGUAUGAUAAUAUGGAAAUGUUUAACUCAAACUUUUAUUGAUGAAUAGUGGCGAUGGACACUUCUAAUGAUCAGGUGCUUCUAUUCCUUUUAUCCCAACGAGGCCCAUCGAACAAGUAGUGUUCUUUAUUUACUUUUUUUCUUUUGGCAUAAAUUAUUUUUCAUCUUUUCCAUGUUUUCUAUCUGAAGACUACAAUAAACAUCCAAGUAGUUCACUAUGUAUAUAAUACCUUGAAUUUAAUCAACUUUUCCUCUAGAAUCAGC
This is a messenger RNA of Striga asiatica, 1447 nucleotides long. The record is from the annotation of a GenBank genome assembly. NCBI's taxonomy places the organism in Eukaryota, Viridiplantae, Streptophyta, Magnoliopsida, Lamiales, Orobanchaceae.